Trichomonas vaginalis G3 is the source of this 705-nucleotide messenger RNA. RefSeq lists its product as uncharacterized. NCBI's taxonomy places the organism in Eukaryota, Parabasalia, Trichomonadida, Trichomonadidae. The transcript has a single exon. The record is from RefSeq and is a predicted model, not a curated record. Bases 1 to 705 code for a protein of 234 amino acids.
AUGAAUAUUGAUGAAAAUUCUAUGUUUUCUAAGAUUUAUCACUCAAAUCCUACAUUUCCAGAAGAUUUCCAAGAAUACAUACCUCAAUCUGAUCAGUCAAUGUCUAUUUUUUCAUAUAUUUCCAGAAAUCAUCCAGAGAUUACUUGGGCGAAUCCUAAUGCAUUAGCAAAUAACGUUAUUUAUGUUUUAUACGUUCUCAGUCCCAAUAAUCCAUCAUCUACAACUAAAUCGAAGCUACAAUUUUGCAUCCUCGCUCUCGCAACAAAUACAAUUUCAGAAUUUCUUUCAAAAGUUAUAUGUCCGAUGUGUAAAAUAAGUGAAUCGAUAUCUAUAGAGCACAACAAGCCUAGAAAAAUACAAUUUGAAGGCAUGCCAAUUUAUGAUUUUGCCUCAAAUUUUGAUCAGAAACUUGGAGACCUAAUAACAGAAUUAAAUAGUCCAAUAACAUAUACAUCGCGUGGUGGUUGCAUCCAUCAUAUCCUUGCUGUUGCGGCCUAUUCAGUCAAAGCAGAAAACACUGAUUUUUUUCCAUGUGUAAUGAAAACAGUUGGAUCAUCACCUUCCCUUUGCAGCAAAUGUGGUGUUUCCGCAUGUAAAUUCGCAUUUAAACCUGAAUCAGGAGACAUUAUUCAAUUAUUAUGCCAAAAAUGUUCUUCUGGCUAUGACCAGAGUCGAUUAAUUAGCUUAGAAGGAACGUUCUUUUGA